This is a messenger RNA of Aspergillus wentii DTO 134E9, 1119 nucleotides long. RefSeq names its product HNH endonuclease signature motif containing protein. The transcript is spliced from 4 exons. The record is from RefSeq and is a predicted model, not a curated record. The coding region runs from base 1 to 1119 and encodes 372 amino acids. Lineage: Eukaryota; Fungi; Ascomycota; Eurotiomycetes; Eurotiales; Aspergillaceae.
AUGGGUUCACGACCAAAGCGAACGCUCCAAGGAGCAGCAAAAGAGAAGUCUGAAGCAAAAAAGGCCAGGACGGAGGCAGCCAGAGACCCGAUCCAGGUCCAACGAGACCACCUCGCUGCUGCCGCUGCGGCAUCUGGAACGAUAGACGAAGCAAGAACGCGCAUCGAAGGAUAUGAUCACAAGAACAAAAAGGAUAAAACGGGCAGAAUCUUGGAUGAAUGUCUAAAGGGGUUCCCGAAGGAGGGCCGAGACAAUCUGAUUGUUGACAUUUUGGGGCGGGAUGAUGAAGGGUUACAGACGCUUGCCAGCGAGAUCAGAAGCUGCAUUUUCAUUCCACUGAAAGCCAAAGGGGGCAAAACACCCGCCCCGUCACCGUCUCCAUCGGUCUCCUCAUCAUCGUCGACAUCCGGGAAAGGAAAAGAGAGCAUGAUAAAGCAAGCGACAAAGCCGCGGUCCCGCCAGGCGCGGCUAAAGAAGGCCUGCCUGGCCAGGGAUAGCAACCGAUGUGUGGUUUCGGGCACACACGAUGACAAUAUGGCCGAGGCUUUGCUUUCCACGUUGGAGCGAGAUAAAGUGCGGGCCGCACCUACGCAGUGCUGCCACAUUAUUCCGUAUUCGGCAGCCCCUGAGAGCACUGGUGAGAAUGUGGACACUAUCGACUUGCAGCAAAAGGCAAAGACCUGGGCCUACCUCUAUCGCUACUUUCCCCGAGUGAAAGAGCUGAUUGAUGUUCGCUUAGCGGGGGCCAUUGACACCCCACAGAAUGCCAUGACGCUUAUGUCAGACAUUCAUAGUAAUUUCGGCGAUUUCAAGCUUGCCUUUGAGGCUAUCGAUAUGAAGGAACACACCUACAAGCUACAAAGUUUCAAAUUCUUUCCCCAGGCAUAUGAAGUCUUCCUGCCAAAAGACCGCAUCGUCAAGUUUACUUCCGCCAAUGGAACGGACCUGCCCGAUCCAGACCUUCUGGCUUUCCAUCUCGCCAUUGCAAAUAUUCUACACGCUACUGGCAUGGGAGAAGAAAUUGAUAGGUUGAUUGAUGACAUGGAAGCGGGGGAGGAUCUACCAGAGGGAACUGGUCUUGAAACCAGAGUAAAUGAAUGGCUAAUGGCCACGGCAUAA